Molecule: messenger RNA, 1281 nt
Organism: Syzygium oleosum
Lineage: Eukaryota; Viridiplantae; Streptophyta; Magnoliopsida; Myrtales; Myrtaceae
Product: cucurbitadienol 11-hydroxylase-like
Exons: 8
Coding region: 66-1025 (319 amino acids)
Biological process (GO): sterol metabolic process
Molecular function (GO): oxidoreductase activity, acting on paired donors, with incorporation or reduction of molecular oxygen; heme binding; iron ion binding
Source: RefSeq, a predicted model, not a curated record
GCAUUACACUGAGCCAUUUUGGUACCGAGAGCCUAAAGCAACGCCUCCUUACUCAGAUAGAAGAGAUGGUUGGCAGAACACUCAGCAUUUGGUCAAACCAGGAGUCUGUAGAACUCCAGUACUCUUCUGCAUCGAUGAUUUUCAAGUUGAAUACAAAGUUCAUGUUUGGCCACAAUUUUGCCAAAUCACUAGAGAAAAUCAGCGAGAAAUUAACCAAGUCUAAACCAAGUGCAUUCUCAUUUCCCCUGAACAUACCGGGUACUGAGUACCAUAAUUUCGUGAAGAAGAAACUGAAAGACUCGUUCAGGAACAUGAUAAAGGAGAGGCGUAAUUCAACAGGAACUUCUGAUGGUCCAGGAGAUCUUCUUGAUCAUGCUAUCGCUGAUACGCAGAUCGAGCAGUUCUUGACCGAGGAAUUAGUAGUCAACCUCAUGUUCGCAGUUUUCUAUGCCAGCUUCGAUACGAUAUCGACAGGAAUCACUUUGAUUGUCGACUUUAUAUCAGCCCAUCCUUCAGUCCUGGAUGAGUCACUGGCUGAACACGGGGCAAUAUUGGAGAGAAGAGAAGAUGCGAGGCACACUCUCAAUUGGGACGAAUACAGAUCGAUGAAAUUUACACAUCAAGUCAUAAAUGAAGCGCUUAGAUUGGGGAACAUCGCCUUCGGGCUGCUAAGGCGAGUCUUAAAGGACAUCCAAAUGAAUGGAUUUACAAUCCCAGCAGGUUGGGUGAUACUGCUUGUGCACAGCGCUCCUCAUUUCGACGCUGAUACUUAUGAGGAUCCACUCAUUUUCAAUCCGUGGCAUUGGAAGGAGCUUGACUCGUCCGAGAUUUCAAAGACCUUCAGGCCUUUCGGCGGAGGGACGAGACAGUGUGCGGGAGCUGAGUAUGCUAAGGCAGUCCUGGCGGUGUUCAUGCACGUCUUGGUCACUAAAUACAGGUGGACCAAAGUAAGAGGACAAGUGGUUUACAAUCCGAUGGUAGGAUUUGGAGAGGGCGUGCACAUUAAGGUUUCCGAUAGAACUUAGCUCUCUCUCUCUCUCUCUCUCUCUCUCUCUCUCUCUCUCUCACACACACACACAUGUGAGUAAACUAAGUGUAUUGGAAUAACCAUGUAAGACAUUGAGGAAGAUUGGAUGGACUUUCGAUAGCUUUGAUAUUAAAUAAAAAGGCCGUCCAUCCAUGAUGGGGAUAGUCAAGUUAUGACAAUCUUUUUCCUGAAAAGGAGGAGGGCCUGCCCAAGCUAUCCCCCACUUCAAUAACCAUUAGCAAAGAAUCACACAA